Messenger RNA from Babesia ovata, 2640 nucleotides. RefSeq names its product collagen alpha-1(XXVII) chain, putative. The transcript has a single exon. Lineage: Eukaryota; Apicomplexa; Aconoidasida; Piroplasmida; Babesiidae. The coding region runs from base 1 to 2640 and encodes 879 amino acids. The record is from RefSeq and is a predicted model, not a curated record.
AUGGACGGACGUGGCGGCCACUGGGGUGGUAACAACCCCGCGUAUCCGGGGAAGGCCCUGCAAAUGAAGAUGGUGCCGAAGGGCAUGCCUUACAUGAUGCAAAUGGUCGCGCCGCAGGGGAUGUAUCCGAAGGGAGCAAACGCGCCGAACAUGAUGAUGCCGCCGGGCGGCAACACUGCACAGAUGCCACCUUCUCGCAUGUCUCCAUACCAGGAUCCCGCAGGACACAUGCAAAAAAUGCUAGGGAAGGCCGGACCGGGUUAUAUGUCCUCUCCCAUGCAGAUGGCCCAGGGCGGUAUGAUGCCACAGGAACGCAUGGCCAACUUAUCUGCGCACAUGCAGUACCGUGGCAGCGCCGGUAACUCUCCCGUGGGAAUGGGGUACCAGCGGGCCCCAAUCCGGCAGCCCCAACUGGGACCAGGCGCCAUGGCGCACGGAGCGUCCCCCAUAUCCAUGGGGCACGGCCUAAUACAGCCUGGCACGCACCUUGGUAUGUCUCCGAGGGGAAUUGCGCCAAACAUGUCACCGUCGUCCAUGGGACAUAGCCAUCAAGCGCCUUUGGCCAUGCCCAGUAACGUGCCGCCGAAGCAUCCGUUGCACUACCCCCCACACCCGAAGCACCAGCAAGGUCCCACAAUGGGCAGCUCUACCCACGGGUCGCAGAUUAUGGGAACGUCGAAGAUGGGCCACAUGGCCAUGCAACUGGGGGGGAUGAACGUGGCACCAGGCCCGGGCAACAGCAUGGCUUAUAUCCAAGUGGGCCCCUCUGGAGCUAGUCGCAUGGUUAUGCAGGGCCCCCGUCCGGGCGCGGUGAUGACUAAACCGAAGAUGCCCGUAGACAAGGGCCCAGCCUCUCAUAUGAAAGCACCGCCUCCUGUGGCAGGAGUAGGGCAUAACGUUGCAGCGCAACCAAAUGAGAUUGCCCCUACAACGAAUCAACCGUCCGAAACUCCAUUACAGUCUCCCACGAGAGCCGCCGAUGAUGGUGCAGGUCGUCCGUCGACUCCCACGAAUGCUGAGUCGGCCCCGCGCAGGAAGCCGCCAGCGGCCAAAGUAGAGUCUGCCGAACGAAAGGCAUCGCAGGCGACGGAGGAGGUGGAAAAGUGUGUGUUAGCUAUCAUGGGCGAACAGCUGAAACAGGGGGAGGGGUUGUACGGCAAGACUUUCGUGAUGAACGAGGCGGUGAUAACGGCAACUUUAAUAGAAGGAUUCCUACCCAUACUUGAAGUGCUUUGGCAAGAAAUCAAAGGUUGGCACAAGUACGGCGUAGAUGAGCCGUAUCUGGAGUAUAACAACCCGGACAUAACUGAGCAACGUGGUCUGGUUAUGAAUCGUGAUAUGCGAAGCCUUGAGGAGUUCUACCGUACCAUGCUUGACAUAGAAAAGGUCUUAACGAUAUAUCGCACGCGUAAUAAGUCGGCAAACAAGGAUCCUGCCAAUGCAAAUGCCACGGAUGAAGAGCCGGUGACAGCGGGCAUGCUUGCACAGGAGUACGCGGAGGUGGGCUACAACCAGCGGCACUUGGUGCAGAGGAUCACUGCCGUAGACUAUCGCAAUGCGCUGGAGGGCGACUUCUGCAAGAGAUUGAUGCCCGACAGCUUCCGUUUGCAGCAGAUAAAGAUGGCGUCAACUUUGCACUUCGACAUCCACACCCCGCCGCAAUGCGUCUCUCCCCCGGCUGAGUCGGUUGACAGCAGCGCCGCGGAGAUUGCUCUCUCCAACUGCGCGAGCAGCAUGGACACUUCGUUGUUCCCUAGUAUUGCCAUGAGGCGUUUGGAGAUGUUGAAACACAACCACACGGAUAUGGGUGGUGAUAUGCCGAUGAUGUCAAUGGACAUGCGCUAUGCAAAGACCUCUGGUAUUGCGCCUCCUGCGGAUGUAAUGAUGCAGAUGUCCGCUGGCAAACAAGGUUUUUCCGGAGUACCUAUGCAGUUCCCCAAGGGCAUGAACUUCCCGAUGAUGCAGAUGUCCAACAUGUCCAUGGGUCCCGGUGGGCCUCAAGGCAUGCCCUCGCAGUUCGGCCCUAUGGGCAUGAAUGGGCCGCCUGGCAAGCAAGGUGGGCCACCUAGUAAUGUGUCUCCACGCAAGCGAUCUUCUGCUACAGCAUCGAUUAUUUUUGCGAAGCAUGGCGCUGAAAGUCCCCUAAACACUCCGGCACAGCAGAGCGCCGUCAGUGCACCGGUCAUCCCCGGACAGCAGGGUGGUAUUACUUCACCAAGCGUUCCUUCGCUGCAUGGCAACAUGGGUAUGCAGAUGUCCCUUAAUCAGUUAGGUCCAAAGAGCUUCCAAGGCCUCCACGCGAAGGAGAGUGCCAUGCUGAUGCAGGGCCCACCUUCGCAGCUCGGCCCUAUGGGUCUCCCGGGUGGACACGGUAAACAGGGGCCCAAACGCAUGCACGGACCACCUGGCAAGCGUGCUCAUGUUGGCAAAACUUUCCAUUCGCUCUUGCCGAUUCCGCCUGGGAAACAUGGACACAUGAUGCCUCCAAUGUCUGGGGUGAAGCUCGGCCCCCCCAAGCCGCCUAUGAAUAUGGGAGUGCAGGGUCAAAGUCAACAAGUUGGAGCGCCUAUGAGGCCGCCGUCUCUGCAUCCGAUGAUGCUGAAGCAGCCUCCCCCGGUCUACGGCAACAAGUAUAACUGA